AUGUUUACAUUUUUACCAUUAGCAGUAUUGACCAUUUUAUGUGUCGUUUUAUCACUCUUUGCCAAAAAGGAGAAGCUCAUUCUCUUUUGGUUAUUGUGGUCGGGUCUCAUUCAUAUCAUUCUUGAAGGUUCAUACGGAUUCUUUGCUCAUGAAGUAACCAAGGCCUCUGAAGUUGACUUUAUGGAAAAGAUGUUUGAAGAUGUACCAAUGGAAAAAGCAUUCGACCUCCACUGGUAUGCUUCCCUCUACUCUCAAUAUGCCAAAUAUGACCUUCGUUAUGCCAUCGCUGACCCAAUGGUUGUAUUCUUUUGUUUCCUCGAACUCGUUCAAGGAGCUGCCUGUUUCAUCUUGGCUCUCUUUGUUGUCCAACAAUCCAAGUAUCGUCAUGCCCUCCAAAUCUUCUUGUCGGCACUCCAAGGUCUUGGAACCGUCUUUUACUUUAUCACACCAUACAUCUAUGGAAAGUGGGACGAAUUAAUCUCAUCUGAUCCAUUCGAACUCUGGGUAUACGUCGUCGGUCUCAAUGGUCUCUGGUUAUUGAUUCCAAUCAUCUUGACCAUUCAAUCAUUCAUUGCCAUUGGUAAAACUACUGCCAUUGCUGAAAAAUCAUCACAAAAGAACAAGGUUGCUUCUUCACCAAUCGUAAAGCAACAACAACCAAACCAAAAAAAGACAAAGAGUGCUUAA
Cavenderia fasciculata is the source of this 687-nucleotide messenger RNA. It is a transcript of the gene ebp, whose product is annotated as putative 3-beta-hydroxysteroid-Delta(8),Delta(7)-isomerase. Gene Ontology annotation, biological process: sterol biosynthetic process. NCBI's taxonomy places the organism in Eukaryota, Evosea, Eumycetozoa, Acytosteliales, Cavenderiaceae. The record is from RefSeq and is a predicted model, not a curated record. Gene Ontology annotation, molecular function: cholestenol delta-isomerase activity; steroid Delta-isomerase activity; C-8 sterol isomerase activity. Gene Ontology annotation, cellular component: membrane; endoplasmic reticulum. The transcript has a single exon. Bases 1 to 687 code for a protein of 228 amino acids.